AUGACUUCGGUGGUGCGCAUCUCUGUUGCCGAGCACGUUGAUUGCUUUGUCGAUGGCUUCCGUCAAGCUUUUUGCUGGUCUCGUGCUGCGACUCUGAUCCAUUCAUCGCAUACUGUACAGCGCUCCUUGAUCAAGACGGUGCUACUUAAUGGUGUUAUCUUUCUCGGCAUCCUGUUUUUCAUCGAUAGCUUCUAUAAUACACCUGAGCAUACGUUGUUUGGCUAUUCAUACACGACAUUGACGGGAUAUCCAAUGUACAUGCUAUGUCUUAUGACAAAUGCCGGGUUCUUUUCAAGGAUUGCAAAGGAAGCAUUCAGUAUGCAUAGCGGCGAGUAUCAGCGACACGAUAACAGUGAAUCGAUAUCAGCACCCACCACCAUCGGCAUGGGAAUACUUUACAUGAGCUGUGCUGCAUUCAUCAGGUGUUUACGAGUGAUUCCACUUAUCGGCACACCAUUGUCCUUUUACGUCAAUUGUAUCUUCAUGGCUUACUAUUGCUUCGAAUACAAAUGGAUGCAUCUAGGAUGGUCGUUGGAUCAACGUUUAGCACAUGUUGAAAAACAUUGGGCUUUCUUUUUCGGUUUUGGUCUUCCUGCUACGUUAUUGACGUUCUUUUUAUCCACGCUACAUGCUGGUGCUGUAUUUGCCUUGAUCUUUCCAAGUUAUGUCAUCAUGGCAACCAUGAGCACAAUGAAACCCAGCACUGCACCCAACGUAUCGAUCCCAUUGUUACAAAGGUGGUACUUGCCAAGUCGGAUACCGGUGUUUUGGCCUGUUGGAAAAGCAACCAAUAUUGCCAUUGAUAUCAUCCAGUCCUUUGGUGUGGUCGACAUGAAGGCUGCAUUUACCGAAAACAAGGAUCAGCUGGGAAAAGUAGUGUAG
Messenger RNA from Lichtheimia ornata, 882 nucleotides. RefSeq lists its product as uncharacterized. Lineage: Eukaryota; Fungi; Mucoromycota; Mucoromycetes; Mucorales; Lichtheimiaceae. The coding region runs from base 1 to 882 and encodes 293 amino acids. Gene Ontology annotation, cellular component: endoplasmic reticulum. The transcript is spliced from 6 exons. The record is from RefSeq and is a predicted model, not a curated record. Gene Ontology annotation, biological process: macroautophagy.